This is a messenger RNA of Entamoeba histolytica HM-1:IMSS, 276 nucleotides long. RefSeq lists its product as uncharacterized. The transcript is spliced from 2 exons. Lineage: Eukaryota; Evosea; Mastigamoebida; Endamoebidae. The coding region runs from base 1 to 276 and encodes 91 amino acids. The record is from RefSeq and is a predicted model, not a curated record.
AUGGCUGUGCCAUAUUGUGUAGCUAAAAUUCUACAAGUUGGAGCUAGCAUUGAUGAUAUUGUAGCAGAAUUUUUUGGAGAAGAAGAACUUAUUAAUGGGUAUGAAACAUUUUGCUCAAUUGCAAUUAUGAAAAUUACAAAGAGAGGUGUUGCUAAAAAACUUUCAAGCAAAGAAGAAAGAACUGUAAUGAAUGGAAAAAAGAUAGAAAUGACAGAAAAACAAGAAGAAGCUGAUAAAAAUAACACAAAUAAAGCAGAAGAAAAGAAAAACAACUAA